This is a messenger RNA of Aureococcus anophagefferens, 804 nucleotides long. It is a transcript of the gene SEL2, whose product is annotated as putative selenoprotein, W-related family. The record is from RefSeq and is a predicted model, not a curated record. NCBI's taxonomy places the organism in Eukaryota, Pelagophyceae, Pelagomonadales, Pelagomonadaceae. Bases 1 to 804 code for a protein of 267 amino acids. The transcript has a single exon.
AUGGCUGCGAGGCCUCGGCGCGUCGUCUUCUGGCUGCUGCUCUGCCCGGUGCGCGCUUUCCUGGGACCGCCGCCGCCGCUGCGGGCCUCUCCGCGUCCGCUGCGGGCCUCUCCGCGUCCGCUGCGCGCCUCUCCGCGUCCGCUGCGCGCCGCGGCCGCGGACGGCGCCGCGGGCGUCGCCGUGCGCAUCGAGUACUGCACGGGGUGCCGGUGGAUGCUGCGGUCCGCCUGGCUCGCCCAGGAGCUGCUGACGACCUUCGACGCGGGCGAGAUCGGCGAGGUCGCGCUCGCGCCGCACUACGGCGAGCCCGGCGGCGUCUUCGUCGUCACCGUCGACGGCGCGGUCGUCUGGGACCGGGCGGCCGACGGCGGCUUCCCGGAGACGAAGGCGCUCAAGCAGCGCAUCCGCGACGUCGUCGACCCGGCGAAGGGCCUGGGCCACAGCGACGUCGCGGCGGCGGCGCCGGCGCCGCGCCCGCGGCUCUUCGAGUCGGCGGCGCGGCCGCCGCCGCGGGUCGCCGGACCCGGCGACGUCGAGGAGCUCUACCCCGCGCCGGCCGAGGGCGAUGUCAAGGAGGCGGCGCCGGAGCCGCCGACCGAGGGCUCGUCCUGGGACGACGACUGGACGCGCGAGACGGACCUGAAGAGCGGCCUCUUCGGCGGCGACGACGACGUCGCCGCGAAGCUCGCGGAGCUCGAGCGGCUCACGUCGCUCGGCCGCGCGGGGGCCGUGAAACUCAUCGAGCGGACCAACGCGUUCCAGCGGCCGGCCCCCGAGGACCUGGACGACGUCGAUUUCGUCUAA